Messenger RNA from Oryzias melastigma (Indian medaka), 2867 nucleotides. RefSeq names its product heat shock protein 12B (gene hspa12b). The record is from RefSeq and is a predicted model, not a curated record. Lineage: Eukaryota; Metazoa; Chordata; Actinopteri; Beloniformes; Adrianichthyidae.
GUGUGCAAGACCACUUUUGUCUGACACUCAGAGCAAAGCAGAGAGAAGGAGCGCUCGGCUGCUGCUGAAACUUCAAUCCGAGUCAGAACUCCGCUCACUAAGCUUUGGGCUGGUUUGGGAAUUCCAGGUUUUGGAAAAGUUUCCUUGCAACACAGCUGGGAAGUUUGGCAUUUUGAACAAGGAUUUAUCCUGCAGCUAUUUCUUCCUGCCAUUCUUUGAUCCAUCCCUCUAUUUGUAGUUUGAUUCCUUGCUUACAGAAUUCCAGUUUUAGGAAAACUUUUGUUUUUUAGUAGGAGGAGAGCAUCAAAGAGGACCCUGGCUCCUGUGAAGAUGACCGACGAGGUGCAGCCAGAUCCCUGCAGCCUGGAGAUACUGGUUGAGCAGACGUCCACGCCAGGCUCACCUGCCACUGCCAGAAAUGACUGCGGCAUCACCCCCCUCACACCCUCGCCCUCACCGAGAGUGGAGAACAGACCCAGGAUGAGCUGUCCGUUCUCGGUUGUGGUGGCGAUAGACUUUGGGACAACCUCCAGUGGCUACGCUUUCAGCUUCACUCAAGACUCGGAGGCCAUUCACAUGAUGAAACGCUGGGAGGGCGGGGAUCCUGGCGUGGCCAACCAGAAGAGCCCGACAUGUCUCCUGCUGACCCCGGAUUUGAGGUUCCACAGCUUUGGAUUCGCUGCACGGGAUUUCUACCACGAUUUGGAUCCCGAAGAGGCUCGGCACUGGCUGUACUUUGACAAAUUUAAGAUGAAGAUCCACAGCACAAGCGACCUCAGCAUGGAGACGGAUCUGGAGGCGGUUAACGGCCGCAAGGUCAGGGCCAUUGAGGUGUUUGCCCAUGCUCUUCGCUUCUUCAGACAGCACGCUUUAAAGGAAGUGAAGGACCAGUCGUCGUCUGUACUGGAGGGCGAGGAGAUCCGAUGGGUGAUCACUGUCCCUGCCGUCUGGAGACAACCUGCCAAACAGUUCAUGAGAGAGGCUGCAUACUUGCGAGAGAGCAGCUGAGACGCUCCAGACACAGCAGGACCUUCCUGGUGGAAAGCGGCACUGGGGAGCUGUGGUCCGAGCUGCAGACCGGUGACAAGUACGUUGUUGCAGACUGUGGGGGAGGAACCGUGGACCUAACAGUCCAUCAGAUCGAGCAGCCGCAGGGGACCCUCAAAGAACUGUACAAGGCUUCAGGCGGCCCGUACGGCGCCGUCGGUGUGGAUCUGGCCUUUGAAACCAUGCUGUGCCAGAUUUUCGGGGAGGACUUCAUCCAGAGCUUUAAAGCCAAGCGCCCGGCGGCCUGGGUGGACCUCACCAUCGCCUUCGAGGCCAGAAAACGGACGGCGUCGCCCGGCCGAGCCAACGCCCUCAACAUCUCUCUGCCGUUCUCCUUCAUCGACUUCUACAAGAGGCACAGAGGGCAGAGCGUGGAGGCCGCGCUGAGGAGGAGCAACAUGAACAUCGUGAAGUGGUCGUCCCAGGGGAUGCUGCGGCUCACCCAAGAAGCCAUGAACGAACUUUUCCAGCCGACCAUCAACAACAUAGUCAAACAUAUAGAGGUGCUGAUGGCGAAGCCUGAGGUGCGCGGUGUGCGCUUCCUCUUCCUGGUUGGGGGCUUUGCGGAGUCCCCCAUGCUGCAGAGGGUGGUCCAGAGGGCCCUGGGGAGGUCGUGCCGCAUCAUCAUCCCCCACGACGUGGGACUGACCAUCCUAAAGGGCGCCGUCCUCUUCGGGUUGGAUCCCACAGUGGUCAGAGUGCGGCGAAGCCCUUUGACCUACGGCGUGGGCGUCCUAAACCGCUUCGUGGAGGGACGCCACCCUCGGGAUAAACUCCUCAUCAAGGACGGCCGCGAGUGGUGCACGGACAUCCUGGACCGCUUCGUCUCCGUGGACCAGUCGGUGGCCCUGGGGGAGGUGGUGAGGCGGAGCUACACCCCGGCUCGGGUGGGCCAGCGCAAGAUCAUCAUCAACAUCUACUGCAGCGCCACCGACGACGUCACCUACAUCUCGGACCCCGGCGUCAGGAAGUGCGGGGCGAUAACCUUGGACCUGCCGGAACCUCUACCGCCAACAGGAGCGGUGGGAGGGGCGGGAGCCGCCUUAGAGAGGAGGGAGAUCAGGGCAACCAUGCAGUUCGGAGACACGGAGAUCAAAGUCACAGCCGUUGACGUCAUCUCUAACAGGUCCGUCAAAGCCUCCAUAGACUUCCUGUCCAACUGAGAAGGAGCAGGAAACGGACUUCAAACAGAUUUCAGGGGCGAUAACGACUUUCGUGGGAUGGAAACUUUGAAAUGGAUCAAAGAAACUCUUAAACCAAGAAGUUUGGGCUUUUCCUCCUCAGAUGAGAGGUGGACUCCCUUGUCUGGACUCAGAAAGUGGAACGGAUCCCCAGCCCUCAGCGAGGAAUUACUUUUGUCACAAUUAUGUGAAGCUUUGCCAACACGUCCUGCAGUGAAGCAGAUGCAGAGGCCUGGGGGGCUGCGACUAAAGCGCUUUAGAUCAUCCCAGACAGUGGAACCACAGAAGGUGACUGUUGCUUUAGACCAGAAUACUUCACAUGGUUCUCCGUCAUGGUGGUGCACCAUCUAGUGGUGAGAGUACCUAACUACAGAUGGAAUCAGUUAUUUUGGUUUAACAUUAUCCUGAAUAUGUUUUUAAAAAAAAAUGAAAAAUUAAAAUAAUUUACCCAAAAAUAAAGUAAAUACAGAAACCUUUCCUUUAUUACAUAGAAAUCAACUUGUACCUGUACUGGAAGAGACCAAGUCUCAUUUGAAUCCUUAAAUGCUUAUUUGUGGAGUUUUUAAGUAAGUUUUUGUAAAGAAAGUGAUUUUUUUUUACUUUUUUGAGAGAUUGUACCCAUGUGAUUGUUAAAAAAAA